This is a messenger RNA of Pezoporus flaviventris, 3810 nucleotides long. It is a transcript of the gene EXD3, whose product is annotated as exonuclease 3'-5' domain containing 3. NCBI's taxonomy places the organism in Eukaryota, Metazoa, Chordata, Aves, Psittaciformes, Psittacidae. Gene Ontology annotation, molecular function: 3'-5' exonuclease activity; nucleic acid binding. The record is from RefSeq and is a predicted model, not a curated record. Gene Ontology annotation, biological process: nucleobase-containing compound metabolic process.
CGACACCGCCCCCUACCGGCGCGUCCACGAGUGCCCCCAGAAAAGAAGCCCGAUGGGGGCGUGGGGCUACACAUGAAAGGUUCCGUAGCUGGUUCCCUUUGCCGCACGCAGCGGGGAGGCGGGAGCGACAGGGAAGGUUCUGAGCGGCGCACUCGGGUGUUCUCCUCGCCGCUUCCGGGCCGGAGCCAGAAGCAAGAGCUUGAGCUCCCAUCUCUGAGCUGUAGACAUCCUGAUUUGGCGUCCUUUGGGAGGAUGAAUCAGGACAGUGACUCAAGUGAUGAGACCACUGGCCGGGACCCACUGCUAUUGCUGAAAGCCCUUCAACUCCUCUGGACAAAGAAAGAGAUGGAGAAGCAGCUCAAGGAAGAAGCCAGGCGGGGCUUCGCAGGACUGCAGGACCCAUUGGCAGGACUCCUGGACAUGCUGGAGGGCAGCCGUGAUUGGAAGGGGAAGGGGCAUUCCCUCGGGUAUUGCAUCACCACGGAGCUGCAACUUUGGAUAAAAGAGCAUCCUGCUGCUCAACAGUCUGGCAUCGAGCUGAAGAAGCUGCAGGCCCGUGUGCUGGGAAUACUAGCCCAGUGCCCAGCUAAUCUUCUUGACCCUUUGAUUAGCAUUUACCAGCUCCAUACAGCAGACCGGAACUGUUUGCUUGGACAUGUCAGUCAUCUUUAUCACAAGGGCGAUUACAAAGAGGCAGCCAUACUGAGUAUUAAGCUAAAAUUGCAGCCAGAUCAAGAUGUGGAGAAGAUGUGCACGCCGCUACUGCUCCAAGAUAAAGCUAACUUGGUGGAAGAUUAUGUGGAAGAAUAUCCUGAGCUCCAGAGCAAGCUCUUGCACAUCCUGGACACGUGGUGUGAACCCCAUUUUAACAUCAAAGACAUCACAAGACAGUACCAAGGCCUGUGCAGGUACAAGCCGGAGAAAUUUAACCGCAAAGUGCUAAGCAAGCUGGUCUUCAGGCUCCUAGAGCGGUUUAACGUUGAUCCAGCUCUCUGCCCUAAUGUCGUAAAUCAGCGGCACUUGAGAACUCUGAAAUACCUCUUUUACAAGAGAUUCGUUGAGAAAACCAUGACUCAGGAGAACUGGACAGACCACGUCCAGAGCACAGUUGGAGAGAAUCGAUGGCUUCAAGGACACCUGAUACAGCUGCUCACCAGUUACUGUGAUCUGAGCACAGCAGCAAGAUGUGCCCAACGCUGCAAUUUGCCCAGGGAGAUGCUGCCUUGCAGAGUGGCUGAUGAGCUUCAAAAGCUUCAGAUCCAAGAGAGAGUUGAAGAAGCCACAAAAGCAGAUAAUUAUGAAGAGAGUAAGAAGAAGGAUUAUUACCAACUUCCUAUUCCACGGGCAAAUAUUCACUUCCUGCAGACAUGGGAAGAGAUGCUGCAGUGCUGGGAAAAGGUGCUGCAGCCCGCCCAGGUUGUUGGCAUUGACAUGGAGUGCAGGCCUACUUUCGGCAUGGUUGGGAAGCCCCGUGUCUCCCUCCUUCAGAUCGCUCUGAAGGAUGAGGUGUUCCUGCUUGACCUGCCCCGGCUCUUCCAGCAAGCUGAGGUGGAUGGUGAGACGGAGAAGCUUCCCCAUUUCAUCCAAAAGCUCUUUUCAGAUGCAUCCAUCACUAAACUAGGUUAUGGGAUGUCUGGAGACCUUAGCAACCUUGCAGCCACGUGGUCUGCUUUGAAAGACACAGAUAAGAAAGCCCAGGGAGUGGUGGACCUACUCACAGUGGACAAACGACUGCAGAAGCGCUCCAUUGACUGGAAGAAGGGUGGCCAGGAGGUCGAUGUCCUGUCCCUGGGGCAGAGCAAUGAGGGGAGAGGAGUCAAGCAGCCAGAGAAAGGACUCAGCCUCUUGGUGCAAUAUGUGCUGGGGAAACCGCUAGAUAAAACAGAGCAACUUUCUAACUGGGAGAAACGGCCUCUCCGGGAGGAGCAGAUCCUCUAUGCAGCUUCAGAUGCCUACUGUUUGCUGGAGAUCUAUGAGAAACUCUGUAAGGAUCCAGAGAGCUUUGGGCUGAGCUCAGACCUGACAGAGAGUCUGGUGGGAAAGGAGAUCAUAAAACCCAAGGCAAAGAAGCAGCUGAAUAAACAAGAGGCACUGUCACCUUCUGGACAGCAAUGCCGAGGAUCCAGAACGGAGACCCUGCAUCGCCCUGCUCCCAUCUCUCCAAAGGAGUUCAGUGUGGUCUGUGAUAACAUGCUGCAAGGCCUCGGGCGCUAUCUUCGCUGCCUUGGUGUGGACGUCCGGAUGCUGGAGAAUGGCGAUGACCAUAGGAAGGCUGCUGAGAUUGCCCGACAGGAAGGAAGAGUCAUUUUAACCUCUGGACUCCCAUAUCAGACUCUGCAGUCCCAGGUAGCAGAAGGAAGGUGUUUCUCAGUGAACAGCUCAGAAAAGGCAAAAGAACAGGCCCUGCGGGUUCUGAAGCACUUCAAUGUUCAAGUAUCCCUCUCGGAUAUCUUCAGCCGCUGCCAGGUGUGCAACUGCGACAAGUACCUGAAGGUCUCAAGGGAGAAGAUGAGGCAGCUGGUGGAGGACAGCAGGCAGGCACCGGGGGCUGGCAGCACAGGCUGCCUGGUGAGCUGUGAGGAGAAGCCCCAUCGGGGCUGCGGUGCUGCUGUGUCCUCCCAUGGCACAGCCCAGCCCUGCUGCUCCACACACCCCGAGCGGCCGGAGGGCCCAGUGCUGGCAGGGGGCACGGUGCUGCAGGUCGCUGCCAUCCCCCCGGGGGUGCUGGACAACGCCAAGCUCACUCACUUCUAUUGCUGCACCGGCUGCGGGAAGGUGUUCUGGGAAGGCUCCCAUUUUGGACGCGUUGUCUCCCAGUUUCGGGAUGUUCUUGUCACCAGCAGGGACAAGCAGACCAUCUAUGAGCUGAGUUGAGGGAGGACACAGGGGCUCCACAGGGCGAUGGACACAGAUUUGGGGCCCUGGGUUUGGGGUGCGGGGCUGGAAGGGAAGGGCUCUUGUUUCAGGGUCUGCAGUGGAGGGGACUGUCCCACUUGCACUGAUGGUUUGGGACAGCCGAAAGUAAGUGACCUCCAUGAGAUCAAACCAGAAUUGGCUGGAGGACGGAGCCUUUGCUUUAGCUCUGCCUCCUUCCAGGCUGGACAUGGCAAGAGGGUGGCAGAGCUCUCCCAAACACCACCCAGGCAGUGCCAACCGCAUGGCACCCAUCAAGCCCCAGCAUCCUUGCCCAGGGGCUCAUGCUGGGGUGCUGGGAGCUGUGUUCCUAACAGCAGCAAAGGGCAGAGAGCACCUCCAGUGCCAGCUCACUCCCCGGCCUGUGGGACUUGUCUUAUACCACAACUCAUCCCCAGCAUCCACAGUGACCCUGGUCCAGCUCUCCUGGAAGCUCUCCUGGCAUUCACAGCAUCACAGAAUCAACCAGGUUGGAAAAGCCCUUUAAGCUCACCCAGUCCAACCCUUACCCCAGCACUGCCAAGGCCACCACUGCCCCAUGGCACUGAGGCCUCGUCUCCACGGGGUGUGAACACUUGCAGGGAUGGUGACUGCAGCCCUGCCCUGGGCAGCCUGUUCCAAUGCCUGAGCACCCUCUGGGGCAGGAAUUGUUCCUCAGCUCCAUCUAAACCUGCCCUGGUGCAGCUUGAGGCCGUUUCCUCUUGUCCCAUCCCUUGUUCCUUGGGAGCAGAGCCCAGCCCCUCCUGGCUCCAUCCUCCUGUCAGGCAGUUGUAAGCAGUGAUCAGGUCCCCCCUGAGCCUUCUCCAUCCUCGGAGGCAAUGGGUGGGCACAGGGGUUGAUGUCCCGAGGGGCUGAGCACUGCUGGGACAUUUACCCAUAGGCAGCCCGAGGCUCGCG